CGUAAGACAGAAAUUCAGGGACGAUGUGGAUUUGGGUUACAGAGGAAUGUUCAGAGAAGUGGAAGAAAGGAGAAAAACAAGUAUAUUUUAAUGUUGAAACAAAGUUUAUGGUGGAGUAAAGAAAUUGAGGAUAACCAAUGGAAAGGAGUAAUGAAGGAAUAGGAAAAGGGGACAGUUCAGUAAUUGUAUGGAUUUACAGCAGAUUACAGAGUAUUGAAAAGAAAAGCAGCGGGUUGGGAAAGUUUUUUUAACCCUUUACACCCUAGAUUCAGUAUUCAUAUUCUCCAUACUGCUCUUUAUACAUUUCCUAAGGUGCUGACAAGGAGAAUUUGUUUACCAAUCAAAAGCUUCUUUUGUUGAGGAUCAUUUCCUUUACACUCAUGACCUUAACUUGUGAUUUAGGUGUGAUAUUGUAAGGAGAAAUUUGAUGUUAGUCACUGUUAGGAUUUAAAGGGUUAAUUUUCCAUUUAAGUUUUUUUCUCCCAGUGAACUAGCAAAAUAAAACAAAAAUGAUCAAGAAAACAACCCAACAAGAAACAGAUCUUAGAGAAACUUCCUCAGGAAAGAUUCAGUUUUCUUGAAAUAUUAUUUUAAUUUAAUGUACUUUCUGGGAGACACUGUUGAUUCACAUGUUUACAUUGCAUAUUAGCCCAUCUCAAGAAUUAAAAUUUUUAAUGUUUUUCAGAUUUUUUCAACUUGUUGUCAGCCACCCAGCCUUUUCAAAAGAUGAAGAUUUGCAGAAGGUUUUGAAAGAGGACAAU
Molecule: messenger RNA, 761 nt
Organism: Pocillopora meandrina
Lineage: Eukaryota; Metazoa; Cnidaria; Anthozoa; Scleractinia; Pocilloporidae
Source: the annotation of a GenBank genome assembly